Funneliformis geosporum is the source of this 507-nucleotide messenger RNA. Lineage: Eukaryota; Fungi; Glomeromycota; Glomeromycetes; Glomerales; Glomeraceae. The record is from the annotation of a GenBank genome assembly.
AUGUCUAAUAAUCCUAAUAAUCGUUUUAUGAAUCAUCCUUCAGGAACAUAUUGGCGACAAGUUCCUAUACAGCCACCAGCACCAAGUGAUCCCCGAGUUGCAAACCAGUUUCAAAACAUUUUUUCUUCCCACGAGAGUGAUGAUAGUGAUAAUGAUACACCAAGACAUAAUGUAAUAUUUGAUAGUUCGACGAAUUCUCCUGAAAGCAGUACUCAAGAAGGUUCUCCAAGAACAACACCUGAACAAUCUUCCGCAAUGCGAAUGCGAAUGGUUUCACAUAUAGUUCCCCCUAGUAAUGAUGUGGAAGAAGUUCCAGUAACAACUCUUGAUGAAACGAAUAAUGAAAAUGAAAUGAAUGAUGAAAAUAUACCUCAGAGUACAGUACAAGAAGAUCAAUCAAAUGAACGUUUGAGAUUUUACUUGGCAGUUUUACGACAAAGAGUACGCGAAUUGGACUCUGACGCAUGGAUGUAUGUAAAAGUGAAUAAUGAAUUUUCAAAAUUCUAA